CAUCCCUCGAUUGAGGUUUACAAAAGAGAUAGGCGCCAGUGAACUAGUAGGCAGAAACACCAAUCAGAUCUGACGCCGCUCAGGGCGAAGAUCUAAUCUACUGUUUACGAACCUACUACAGAGCGUCCAACACACCUUCAUGAUCGCCUCCAACCAACAAAUUAACGCGCUUACCAACUGCUGAUCAAAUUGAAUCAAGGAGCCAGAUCCACAAAUGCGGGUGCAACACCAUUUCUCAGUCACAAUACCCCUCCCUGCCAGCCUGCCGCCUCAAUUCCUCAUUGGCUGGCUUCAGAGAUAUACUACAACCCUCAAACACAACUUUUCAGUAGUCGCCUUUGUGGAAUUCUCUACUCUGCCAGCAUCAAUCGGUGACGAUCCGUUCAUCGGACCUUAUGACGAGACGGUCAGGACAUACUAUGUUGACGAGGUGUACGCGCUGAUCCCUGGACUCAGGGCGAGGAUGCAGUGGCCUAUUGUUUACAAGUCUAUACCUGAUGGAGUUCGCCUACGUGUGAUGGCCCCAAAUGGCAACGUAAUUCGGUCGUCAUGGAUUGUUCGUCAAUGUCAGAACUAUUCGUCUCCGACGGAUUCGGGAAUUGGCUCUGCCGCUAGUUCAACAGCCCUGGAGGACAUGUGGGAACUAUAUGACGAGGGAUACCUAGAAGGCAACAGAUUGUUGAUGCCAUUCUCUAGCAGAUAUAUUGAUAUGGUUCAUAACCUACAGUCCAAAGCCAUUGUUGAAGCAGCAACAAUAGACUUUCUUUCUGGGAUCAACUAG
Molecule: messenger RNA, 781 nt
Organism: Fusarium verticillioides 7600
Lineage: Eukaryota; Fungi; Ascomycota; Sordariomycetes; Hypocreales; Nectriaceae
Exons: 1
Coding region: 215-781 (188 amino acids)
Source: RefSeq, a predicted model, not a curated record